Molecule: messenger RNA, 2813 nt
Organism: Ornithodoros turicata
Lineage: Eukaryota; Metazoa; Arthropoda; Arachnida; Ixodida; Argasidae
Product: post-GPI attachment to proteins factor 2-like
Exons: 5
Coding region: 312-1121 (269 amino acids)
Biological process (GO): GPI anchor biosynthetic process
Cellular component (GO): Golgi membrane; endoplasmic reticulum membrane
Source: RefSeq, a predicted model, not a curated record
UUUGCUUUGCGCUUUGCCGAAACGCCGAGACGCGUCCUCCACGGUCGUUCCAGAUCCGUGUGCAUUGGAUACGGCUUGUAGAGAAAUUACGACGCUUUAAUUUCGAACACGUCCACAUCUCUAUCAUCAGUGACUUUAUAGCUAAGAUUAUAAAGGACAAAAUUAUUUUCUGAUGGCUGUGGAAGUUCAUUGCGCGAUGUAGUCACCCUCCAGCCUUUCCGGCAAGAGAUGCUACGGUGCCGGCGCCCGGAGAGUACAAUGAUGAAGAAGAAGACGUGCGUGUAAUAUAUCCGUACUUCUCUUACAAAGCAAUGGAUUCCCAUUCGUCGGUGGAUUCGCCCGUACCAAUGAACCGUGUGCUUCUACGGAUAAAAGUUCUGAACUUGGCGUACCUGACAGUAUCCAUACCGCUGGCUACGCUACUCUUCUGUUUUGCGACCUCCAUGCUAUUUCAGUACACAGUAGUAAAUACAACAGUGUGCAAGGUGUACAACUUCUGCCCAUCUGUGAGUGCUAUCACGGGCAUCUCUCCACAGUGCUACGUGUGGCGCAUGGGAGUGGCUCUGCACACAGGGCCACGGUUGCUCUUGGCUUCCCUGUACCCGCGUUACCACAAAACAAAGGCUGCACAUGUCUCUGCACUCCGCAGGCCCCUAUUUCUUCAGCUCACCCGUGCCUGCUAUGGCCUUCAUCUUGUGGAGGCACUCUCUCUCGUUGGCGUCACAUACAUUUCCAACAGAGAAAAUUACGAAGUUCAUGAGAAGAUUUUCAUUAUAUUCAUGGUGUCUUCCCUGUUGUACAUGCUUGGCACAUGUAUAACUGUCAACAUGUAUGAGAACAAGACUGAGACCACAAUGGAAAAGAAAUCGAAGAGAUUGAAGAUGUCUCUCCUAGCCCUUACCCUGGCCGCCAGCGGUGGAAUGCUGUAUUUUUUCUACAAACAUCGUAUACACUGUGUUGAACUAGCUUUCAGCUGGUUUUCGAUUUGCGAGUACGUCAUCUGCUUCUGCAACAUGGCAUUCCACUACACACUUGUCUAUGACAUUCCCAAUGAAGAACUCUUGGUGGGUCUCCCACAGGCAAUCUCACUGGACAAAAGCAACUCCACAAAGGCCCAGUGAAAGACAACUUCUCUUUAAAUGGCCUUGUCUAAAAAGUCAGAAGCUUGCAGUGCAACUCCACUCAUAAUGCGAUAUUGAUCUUCCAGCUAAACCAGUCUGCGUUCAGGGGAUGAGUUCCCAUGGUACACGUGACCCCCAGAUCCACAUUUCUUUCCAUUUUUCAUGCUUGUUGGCACAAUGUGUUCAUGUUUUACAUGAUUCAUCACACCUGUGUCCUUGAGACCUCAUACACAUUCACUAUUUUUGUAUGCCGCGUGAAGUCAUUUACAGAAACAAAAACAUUUACAGAACAAAAGUAAUUUACAAAAGAAAAAAGAAAUAUGCACAUGUGUAGUGUAAUGUACGGUAAUCCAAAUCUGAAUGUGCAAGAUAUUUUAGGUGCUGUUGCAAUUGCAUCAGGGAUAAAUUAGAGAACUGUGAAAGUCUAAAAAAAAAACAAGAAGAAAAUACUCUAUCUAGUAAAUUAUUUCUAUGGAGUACAAGAACUUUCGAAAAUGGAUCACAAUAAACGUCAAUCAUUGUACCGUGUGGCUGUUUGUUGCAAGGUGAAGUUUAAUUUUGCUUUUUACUAUCCAGCAAAACGAGUAAAGUGCAAUAUGCAGCUCUAUUUUGCCCAGAAUAUAUUUUGUGGUUGUCCCAAAACAAAGCAGUUCUUUGCUCCAAUCAUCGUCACCAAAAGAAAGUUGCCGUUUUAGUUCUUUGCUUGCUUCCUGGUCCUGCAAUCCCAAUCAAUGGAACUUGUCACAGCAUACCGAGCAUACUGAAGUUUUUUUCAGUUGAUUGGCUUAACACAAUCUAUAUGUGCUUUUAGAUCAACAAGUUUCCACCCUUUGUGGCCCUAGCCAGGCUCUUUAUGUCCUUAUCUCUUGCCAUUUGAUCUGCUACCUGUGACAAAUCAUAAACCACAAACUUACCCAGCGUGAUUUUGCACAUACUGUUGUAGCUCUUGAUGACCAGCGCUCAGAGAAUUGUCUUUCCCAAAUUGUUUUGUACUGUAAUAAUCAGGGUUCAGCUUAUUCCAAAUGCUUUGUAACUUUGUUAUUUUAUGUUUGAACAGUGCUGUAACAUAAAUGUGAACAAGUUACACGAGCUAGAAUGUAACUAAUUUUUUUACUUAUCUUGUUCUGAUUGCGUUGGCCGGCUGAUCCGUUUUUGUGCCAAUAUCUUAGCAAUGUUUUUGUACUUCUUGUACACCAUUCUUGUACUCCACUCUACAACCUACCCUUCUACCACCAUACUGUUCAUUGUGAUGUGCAAUUGCAGUUCAAGGUUCUGACUUUUUAUACAUAGUAUACCCAUAGACUCUAGUCGACAGCAUUCCUACAAGCAACACUACAAUAGGGCGCUCAGUCCCCCAUUUUUUUUCUGUCAUGUUUGUUGCUAGUCCAUAUAUGUCCAACCUUUUACUUGGAUUUAUUAUGAGAGGCAAACAAGUUGGUGUAUUUACAAGUCUACUUUUGUUAUUUUUAUUUAGUUCCUACUCAAUUUAGCUCUCUUUCUUGUCUGGCGCAGGAAGGAAAGCGUAGUAUAUUUGUUCAGCCAAAAAAUGUGUUCAGAGAACAGUGAGAGAGAGUUAGUUCAAAAUGCAACUGGCAUCUGGCUCAAGCAGCUUUGUAAGUAAUAUUGUUCUGUGUGCAUGUAAACGUAAAAGUGGAAGCAAUAAACUAGGAUAAAGAGGUUUGUGAGACAGCA